Mastomys coucha (southern multimammate mouse) is the source of this 3126-nucleotide messenger RNA. RefSeq names its product NLR family apoptosis inhibitory protein (gene Naip). Gene Ontology annotation, biological process: pyroptotic inflammatory response; defense response to bacterium; inflammatory response. The record is from RefSeq and is a predicted model, not a curated record. NCBI's taxonomy places the organism in Eukaryota, Metazoa, Chordata, Mammalia, Rodentia, Muridae. The transcript has 14 exons. The coding region runs from base 872 to 2971 and encodes 699 amino acids. Gene Ontology annotation, molecular function: ATP binding; cysteine-type endopeptidase inhibitor activity involved in apoptotic process. Gene Ontology annotation, cellular component: IPAF inflammasome complex.
GUCUUCAGUUUAACUUAGCUGAAAAGCGUCAUUUCAUUGUACAGAUGAUUCAAAAUAUCUAAAACUCAAGGGAAAGUGCCAGUUAACCAGAUAACCACUAGAAGGGGCUGGUUAACUGAGAGAAAACAAGAGCUAACCUAAAUGCCAAAUUCCUAACACUUAUUUGGGUUACUCUUAAAAAUCCCAGCUAACAGAGUGAAUUUACUACAUACCAGAUAAAGAAAGGGUGCACAAAUAUUAGCUAAGUUCCUUGAGAAAUGACAUAUUUUAAGAAUUCUGUAAAUUCUUGUUUUCAAGGUUACUGUGCUUGGGUGGGGUGGAUGUUAAAGAGAAGGAGAUAUAUGUGUGGCUUUGAAUGAUAGCACACUCUUGGAGAACUUCAAGUAGCCAUUGUCCAGUGGGUCCUGAUGGAGCCACAUAAAUUGUUUCAAGGAAGUAAUAGCUACUUGUGGCCACUACUGGAGCCUCUCCUCACAGCUCAUGCCCAUCUCCCCAGAUGACCACUAGGAUGCUGGCCUGGGAAGCCAUCAAGGCUCUUUUUCCCUUGGGAAAUCAGGUCUUAGUUUAUAAAAGUAGACUUUAAUUCCUGCUAGAGAGAUGCAAAGUUCUGAUGUGAAAUCUCAUUGCAGGAAACCACCUGAGGAAGAAGCAGGAGCCUGACUGAAUUGAAGUGGAUGUCAGGGGUCAACAUAUAAGAGUUGUUCAUCUCCUACCUACCCUGAAAGACCUGGAAACAAAUUGAAGUCAUCAGGCUUGGGACAAGCUCCUUUACCCACUGAGCCAUCUUUCUAACUCCGAGACACAAUUCUUUAUACAUAAUAAUAAAAAUACUGAAAACACCAGCCAUCUGCUUUCUUUUCUCAUCUAGAAAAUGGCAGCCCGGGAAGAAGCCUUUGAGGAGAGUAUUUGUGAGUUUGACGAUGACUUGGUCUCUGAGUUCUCUACUCUUCUCAGAGUGGAUGCACUUUUGGUCUUAAAGAGACAACAAGAAGAAGACCAUAAAACACGAAUGAAAAUGAAGAAAGGUUUUAACUCACAGAUGCGCAGUGAAGCCAAACGACUAAAGACUUUUGUGACCUAUGACACGUUCAGAUCAUGGACGCCACAGGAGAUGGCAGCUGCUGGAUUUUACUACACAGGCGUGAAACUUGGGGUUCAGUGCUUUUGCUGUAGCUUAAUCCUCUUUUCCACCAGACUCAGGAAACUUCCCAUAGAGAACCACAAAAAAUUACGACCAGAAUGUGAGUUUCUUCUGGGCAAAGAUGUUGGUAACAUUGGCAAGUACGACGUCCGGGUGAAGAGUCCAGAGAAGACGCUGAGAGGUGGCAAAGCAAGGUACCAUGAGGAGGAGGCCAGACUGGAGUCCUUUGAGGACUGGCCAUUUUAUGCCCAUGGGACAUCACCACGUGCACUCUCAGCAGCUGGCUUUGUCUUUACAGGUAAAAGGGACACUGUGCAGUGUUUCUCCUGUGGUGGAUGCCUGGGCAACUGGGAAGAAGGAGAUGAUCCCUGGAAGGAGCAUGCCAAGUGGUUCCCCAAAUGUGAAUUUCUUCAAAGCAAGAAGUCCCCAGAGGAAAUUGCCCAAUAUGUACAAAACUAUGAGGGAUUUCUUCAUGUAACGGGAGAACAUUUUGUGAAUUCCUGGGUCAGAAGAGAAUUGCCAAUGGUAUCAGCUUACUGCAAUGACAGUGUCUUCGCUAAUGAAGAACUAAGGAUGGACACGUUUAAGAACUGGCCCCAUGAAUCACCUGUGGCUGUUGAAGCUCUGGUCAGAGCAGGCCUUUUCUACACAGGCAAAAAGGACAUUGUCAGGUGUUUUUCCUGUGGAGGAUGUAUGGAGAAGUGGAAGGAAGGUGAUGACCCAAUAGAAGAUCACACCAAGUUUUUUCCCAACUGUGUAUAUCUUCAAACCCUGAAGUCCUCUGCAGAAGUGAUUCCAGCCCUUCAGAGAUACUGUGCAAGUCCAGAAGCCAUGGAAACUACAAGUGAAAGCAACCAUGAGGAUCUUCUGGCAGUUCAUUCUAUUGUGGCAGAUCAGCUCUUCCCUAACUUGGACAAGUUCCUGGACCUGAAAGAACUGUGUGUGAGACUAGAGGGCAAACCGGAUGUGCUCUCAUUCCUUCCUGGAGAGUUCCCAAACCUCCAUCACAUGGAGAAGUUAUCCAUCCGAACCUCCACAGAGUCUGACCUCUCCAAACUAGUUAAAUUGAUUCAGAACUCUCCAAGUCUCCGUGUUUUCCAUCUGAAAUGUGAUUUCCUUUCGAGUUGUGAGUCUCUCAUGGCUGUGCUUGCUUCCUGCAAGGAACUCAGAGAGAUUGAGUUUUCUGGACGAUGCUUUGAAGCCAAGACCUUUGUCAACAUUUUGCCAAAUUUUGUCUCUCUGAAGAUAUUGAAUCUUAGGAGCCAACAAUUCCCAGAUAAGGAAACAUCAGAAAAGUUUGCCCAGGCUCUGGGUUCUCUCAGGAACCUGGAAGAACUGCACCUUCCCACUGGGGACGGGAUUCACCAAGUGGCCAAACUGAUUGUCCAGCAGUGUCUGCAGCUUCUGUGCCUCCGAGUUCUUGUCUUUGCGGAGACUUUGGAUGAUGAUAGCGUGCUGGAAAUUGCCAAGGGAGCAACCAGUGGAGGCUUCCAAAAACUCGAGAACUUAGACCUUACACUGAAUCACAAGAUUACUGAGGAAGGAUACAGAAAUUUCUUUCAAGUCCUGGACAACCUGCCAAACCUUCAAAACCUGGACAUUUCCAGGCAUAUCCCAGAACACAUUCAAGUCCAAGCCACCACUGUCAAGGCUCUGGGUCAGUGUGUGUCCCGACUGCCCAGCCUCACCAGGCUUCAGAUGCUCAGUUGGCUGCUGGAUGAAGAGGACAUAAAAGUGAUUCAUGAUGUGAAGGGAAAACACCCUCAGUCCAAAUGCUUGACUGUUCACUGGAGGUGGGUAGUGCCAUUCUCUCCUGUCAUUCAGAAGUGAAGAAUGAAGUGGAAGAUUACUGGCAGGUCUAGAAACCUGAUUUUCUAACACAUUUCACUCUAGACAGGCAUGGUGUGUAAUCAUAGUACUUAGGAGACUGAGCAGGAGGAUCAAGAGUUUGAGUUCAGGGCUGGAGAAAUGGCUUAGCAGUUAAG